Messenger RNA from Patiria miniata (bat star), 3318 nucleotides. RefSeq lists its product as uncharacterized. The coding region runs from base 1 to 3318 and encodes 1105 amino acids. Lineage: Eukaryota; Metazoa; Echinodermata; Asteroidea; Valvatida; Asterinidae. The transcript is spliced from 14 exons. Gene Ontology annotation, molecular function: protein binding. Gene Ontology annotation, cellular component: plasma membrane. The record is from RefSeq and is a predicted model, not a curated record.
AUGGCGCAGAUUACGAGACGCAAGGAGCCUGAGAAGUCUCCAGGAAUACAUUGGCUAUGUCUCGCUCUACUCAGCACUCUACCUUUAUGUCUUGCAACGACAGAAGAUGAUGCCUGUCAUGUCUGCGAGUGUGACAGUUUUAAGAAAAUUGUAAACUGCAGUGGAAAAGGUCUGAAAUCGCUGCCAAACGGAAUACCACAGGACACAACCUUGCUGUAUUUCAAGAACAAUCAGAUAUCUGUCAUCGAGCCAGGAGCUUUUAGCGGCCUUACCAGCUUAAUCCGCCUGGAUCUGUCAAAGAAUAGGCUGAUGGAGUUGACUCCAGACAUGAUGAAAGGUGUCGGUGGAUCUGUCAUUGGAAACGUCGAAAACAAUGAGUUGUUGGAGAUUCCCUCCAGGCUCUUCUAUCGUCCAGGCCGAGAACAUCACGUACUGAAUCUGCAAGUCUGGGAUUUCAGUGGAAACAAAAUUCAACAUGUGGCUGCCGAUGCAUUAUUCGGAGUGAAAGGCGUACAAGAGGUAUUUCUAAGUUCCAACAACAUUGCAUCUCUGCCCGAAGACCUGUUUGCCAACGUUACUGUGUUCGGAACCCUAGAUCUGUCUUCAAACGAUCUGUCAAGCAUCCCGGAUGGACUUUUGCGUUUUCAGCGGAAACUUCGAACUCUGUAUCUCCACCAAAACUUCAUUAGAGUUCUCAGAAGGGAGAUGUUUGUUGGACUUCAGAACUUAAGGACUUUAAUGAUUGCUGACAACCCAAUAACUGAAAUUGAUGAGCGAGUGUUUUUUGAUACGCAGCUAGUAAACCUUUACUUGUUCAACGCGGAGUUGCGUUCAAUUGGAGCCAGGCCGUUUAUGACGAGAACCAAUUCGCUUCUGCUUGUAUCUCUUUACGGUAACGACGUCGAAGUUAUUGCUGAUUCGGUUUGGCAAGAUUUAGGACCUCGCUGCAACGUAUCCAUUGGCAACACACUCAGGAGAGUUCCUUUCACCAGGUCUGACCUCAAUAUAAAUUUGGUCGGGACUGAUUUUGUUCAAACACUUUCCGUGACGAAGCCGGAACGAGAUUUAUUGAUUCGAGCCGGAUUCAGCUGUGAAAAAACAGGAGAUAGAACAUAUCAGUGCACUACGUGUCAUCAGGGAACCUACGGAGGAGCCCCCGAGGAUUGUACACCCUGUCCAUCAGGAGGUUUUUUUCAAAACCGAACAGGACAAGUUGUGAAGAGAGGAGCAGACCUCAAUUGUUUUUUCUGCAAUAAUGGCACAUACGUUCCACCAGAAGCUCACCCUGGUAAAACCAUCGGAGAUUGCGUGGUGUGUCCAUCAGGCACGGAUACAAGCCGCCACGCAGGAUUCCGCGCGUGUCCCUGUGUGUCGAAUUACUACCGUAAAGAUCGGUUUGGUGAAUGCUUCGCCUGUCCGUUGCAAGGAACUGACUGUUCGGAAGAAUAUCAACAUCUUCUGCCAGGAUUCUGGUGGACUUGGGACUGGGGCUCGGUCGACAACUAUCAAUCCUACGAGAAAUAUGUACAAAAUAUCCUCAUACAUAACGAGAGCUACGACGAAAGCACGGUAAGGUUUAAUGGUGCCUUGCCAAAAGUUCAUCCAUGUCCAAGAAAAGAAUCGUGUCAGAAUGGGGGUGACGGAAUAAAUGCUACAUGUGAAUUUGGUUAUGAGGAUUUCUUGUGCUCUCAGUGCAUUGCCAACUACUAUUCUUGGUUUAACAGAUGCUUUGAAUGUCCCAGAUGGUAUGUGUUUCUUUUAGAGAUUGUGGCUGCUCUGGUAGUUAUUGUUGUAAUAAUUAUCAUCGUGAUGUGGGACCUUCGAAGACAUCGGCGUAGAGGGCGUUCUGCCAUCAAUGUGUUGUUCUCCAGAUUCAAGAUCGUACUUGGUUUCUAUCAGAUCAUGGGCGAGAUAUUCGAAGCACUGGAUGGGAUUCAUUGGCCACAGGCACUUACUAACAUUGGUUCAUUUUUCCGAUUGUUAGAGGUGAAUAUUGCGCAAUUGAUCGUUAGCCCUCGAUGCUACUUCCCAAAUUUCACAUACCCAACUAUUUACAUAGAGUUCAUAACUGGUAUGAGCUUUGUUGUCUUUGUAGUGUUGUUGGCACUGAGUGUGUACGGUUGCAGGAAAAGUUACCUGAAAAUGACCAAAUUGUCCAAGGAGGUUUGCAACAAUAUGUUGGCUCAAACUAAACAAACCUGUUACCUGGUGGUGGUUAUUCUUCUGUUUGUCACAUAUCCAAGCGUAUCGAGUGCCAUUUUUACCUUGCUGCCUCCUGGAUGUGACGAGUUCUACCUGGAUGACACCGAUCACUUCAAAGUCCUUCGACUCCGAUCGGACUACUCCAUCGACUGCGAAUCAAAUCAGCAUGUCAGCUACAACUACGCCGCCGAAGUGUCCCUGUGUUAUGUUGUUGGCCUUCCGUUGGCACUGUUCCUCAUGUUGUGGGCAAGUUGUCGAAGCAACAGGGGAUCUGAUCAAUGCUCCUCUGCACCGUCAGAUGAUUGCAAUGCUGGGCAGCCCUUGUGUGACGUUGCAGCUCAAACUGAUCAGCCAGAUAGUUUGAACACCUGUCAUUCAAGAGGUUGUAGUGAGACGGAUCAGUCUGGUUACCAAAACGAAUCUGAUGUUGGUCCUGAGUCAGAUACCGAACUUUUGUGUCACGCCAAUUCUGAAGAGACAAAUACUUCUGAAGGUACCGGUGUGCAAUCUGAAGAUGUUGAACAUGAUGACGUGACAAGUUCAGCUCUCCCCGAGUCGGACCGAGAAAAGACUGACGACAAUAAGAUCACCUGGGUUAGUUUCUUGUGUGAGAACUACAAGGAGCAGUUCUGGUAUUGGGAGAUUGUGGAACUUGCUCGCAAAGUCCUCCAAGUUGUCUUCGUUCUGAUGUUCGGUGCUGAUGAUCAUUUCACGCUCUUUGCUACCAUUGUCUUAUCCGUGGCCUUUCUUAUCGCCCAUGCUUACUUGAAACCAAUGAAGGAUGCGGCAGAGCACCGUCUUCAGAUGUGUUCCCUGACUACCAUCUUCCUGAAUCUGUCGGCAGCAUCUUUGCUUCUGUUACCAAAUGAAGAGAACCAGUCCAACGAUGCAAGAAAGGAAUUUCUGGUCGUCUUCCUGAUUGUUAUCAACCUGAACAUAGUUGCCUUUGUGGCAGGAAGCGCCGUUUGGACCUUAGUGAAGGCUGUAUGGAAGACAUCCUGCUGCAGUCGUGCUUUUGCAUGCAUCGUUGUCAUUGGCCGUCUGAUACCGCACCCAAACCGGUCGCGAUCCCGUAGACCAAUCAACGCAUCGCAUACUGAAGGGAAACGACUCUAA